This is a messenger RNA of Penicillium malachiteum, 1896 nucleotides long. RefSeq names its product putative GTP binding protein (GTPBP1). The transcript has 3 exons. The coding region runs from base 1 to 1896 and encodes 631 amino acids. The record is from RefSeq and is a predicted model, not a curated record. Lineage: Eukaryota; Fungi; Ascomycota; Eurotiomycetes; Eurotiales; Aspergillaceae. Gene Ontology annotation, biological process: translational elongation. Gene Ontology annotation, molecular function: translation elongation factor activity; GTPase activity; GTP binding.
AUGCCAACGCAUGCUGGAAAACAGAAUCCCGAGGACCGGAAACGAGGUGAAAUCGCUCUGAGCGAAUUUGCCGAGUAUGCCGAACAACAGCAGACACACCGCUCCGCUGUCGUUGCUCCUAGUGACAGUGGCUACGAGACCGGAAGUGUGUCGCGCGACCUUGAAGACCAUGCGGAGCUGCAAAUCUUGGAUCAGCUCGGCCUGUCCGAUACUCCUCGUUCUGUCAAGUUAAAAGAGCUUCUCUUGGGGACGGGAGAUGAAGCCGAGAACAGUCUCCAGGUGCUGGCUGCUACCAUGCAGACGCGCAUAGAUCAAGGCCAAGGAGAGACAAUAUUUGACCUUGGUCUUGAAGACGGUGGUGAUUCAAUGGGCUUCGAUCUCCCUCAAUGGAAGACCGCCCUGCAACGUCUACGCGAGGCUACUGAAACUAUUCCUGCUCACUGUCGUAUUCUACUCACUUGCAAUGUAGGUGGGGAACAGGAAUGUGCUGCGAGAAGUGACCGUAGCAAGGGUGUAUGGGGAAAGAUUCUCAUUCGUCAACAUUUUGACAAUGUAGAGGAGAUGGCGGAGAUCCGAAUUGUCGUGGUAGGCAAUGUCGACGCGGGGAAAAGUACCAUGCUUGGUGUACUUGUUAAAGGUAGUCUCGAUGAUGGCCGCGGUCGUGCACGAGUCAAUCUGUUCCGUCACAAGCACGAGAUCGAGAGUGGGCGAACCAGCUCUGUCGGACUUGAAAUCAUGGGAUUUGAUAGCCGCGGCGAAAUUGUCGCCCACACCCAAGGCCGAAAACUCUCUUGGGAGGAGAUUGGAAAACGAUCUUCCAAAGUGAUAUCUUUCUCUGAUCUUGCUGGUCAUGAACGCUACUUGCGAACCACGGUCUUUGGCAUGCUGAGUAGCAGCCCUAACUAUUGUCUACUCAUGGUUGCUGCGAACAAUGGUCUGAUUGGAAUGAGUCGUGAGCACCUUGGAAUUGCCCUCGCGCUUAAUGUUCCAGUUAUGGUUAUUGUCACCAAGAUUGACAUCUGUCCCCCUCAAAUUCUCCAGGAGACGCUGUCUCAGUUGUCUAAGAUUCUCAAGUCUCCUGGUGCUCGCAAAAUCCCGAUAUUUGUCAAGGAUAUGGAAGAGACUAUCAGCACAGCAGCUCAAUUCGUCAGCCAGCGAAUAUGCCCGAUUUUUCAAGUUUCUAACGUCACAGGUGAAAACUUGGACCUUGUCCGGACAUUCCUUAACAUUCUCCCUCACCGGGGUCACUACGAUCCGGAUGGUCCCUUUGAGUUCUUGAUCAACGACACUUUCUCCGUUCCCCACGUUGGUACUGUCGUCUCCGGUGUAGUCAAAUCCGGCGUCAUACACGCUGGAGAUUCAGUUGUAGUUGGUCCCGACUCUCUUGGCCAAUUCACGACAACUACAAUAAAAACUAUCGAACGAAAGAGGAUACCGGUCAACGCAUGCUUUGCCGGUCAGUCGGGAUCCUUUGCAUUGAAGCGUGUCCGACGUAAAGAAGUUCGCAAAGGAAUGGUUGUCUUGAAGAAGAUGGAUGACCCGCCUAAGGUGCACCGAGAGUUCGUUGCAGAAGUGCUGAUCCUCUCGCACGCCACCACCAUUAAGCCGAAGUAUCAAGCCAUGUUACACGUCGGAGCGGUUAGUCAGACCUGCUCUGUCAUUGAUAUUGACCGCCCUUUCAUUCGAACGGGCGAUCGUGCUCUUGUUGCUUUCCGAUUCAUGCAGCGGCCCGAGUUCCUUGUUCCAGGCGACCGAGUACUUUUCCGAGAAGGGAAAACGAAAGGACUGGGAAUUGUAAAGAGUAUCGGCUAUGACUCUGCCCAGCCACUCAAUGCUAACUCCAAAGGAGACGCCACAACUGAGCCUAGCAAGACUCAAGCCACUGCAGUUUCGUGA